AUGUAUCUCCAAAUAACUAAAAACGAAACAAAUGUUCUCCUUCGAACAACCGUCAAAAGAUUCAGAUGCCACCGUCGCAUUUUGGAAGGAACCCAUUUGAUUAUCUGUCACAAAUUGAUCAGUGGCUGUAACAAAAAUAGAAAGAUCGAUAUAGAUGAAGUAUCUUCACCAAUAAAUUUCUAUUACGACGAUAAUCAAGAUUUGUUCCUGACUGACUUUGAUGAGGAAGAGAAAGUUCUAGAACUCCCAAUACAUCUUAUUGCAAUUGGGGAAGAAGUCGUGAAAAAAUCAUGCAUGCACAAAUCUGUUCUUAAUGUUGAUUUUUAUUUGAAGCGGAGUUCUAGAAUGCAGGAAGUAGAAGAACCUCGGAAGAAAAAAGCUCGGUAUGUAGAAAGCCAAAGGCCUACCGAAUCUGAAAUAUCCGAAGAGCUCGGCAUAUAUACAGACUCAGACUCUAUGCUUUCCAUUACUUCUGACAUAUCCCAGUCCUAUUCAAACUCUCCAAUCGAAACCGAUACUCAACAAUCUGAUUUGAGUUUGGAUAAUCCUACUCCAAUUCGUAAAGUGAUGCCAAUUCCCAAAAGCAAGCUGGACUCCAAAACCCAACACGAUCUUCUCAAGGACGAUGUCAAAGAUAAACUGAACCAACUAUUUGCCAGAUUCCGAUUUCCAGGAAAAGAGCAAUUGGUAGCAUAA
Caenorhabditis remanei is the source of this 696-nucleotide messenger RNA. RefSeq lists its product as uncharacterized. The coding region runs from base 1 to 696 and encodes 231 amino acids. NCBI's taxonomy places the organism in Eukaryota, Metazoa, Nematoda, Chromadorea, Rhabditida, Rhabditidae. The record is from RefSeq and is a predicted model, not a curated record. The transcript has 5 exons.